Diatraea saccharalis (sugarcane borer) is the source of this 2843-nucleotide messenger RNA. Lineage: Eukaryota; Metazoa; Arthropoda; Insecta; Lepidoptera; Crambidae. The record is from the annotation of a GenBank genome assembly.
AGGUGAUUGGGUGGCUUCCUAGACCUAAUUUCUACAAUGGAGGAAUCCUCAUUCACCAUACCAGCCGAAGACAAUGGUGAUACUGAGCUCGACCCUAGAAUACAGGUCAGUGAGUGACAAAAUCAUGUAUUGAAUAACUGUAUCGGUAAUUAUUUGUAACUGCAAAAAUGAGUGUCAACUUUGUCGAUUAUUUCGCCAACGAGCACAAUGGAUACGAUAUUUUGUACCAAAAUAUGAAAUACGGACUGAUUGCUAGCAAAGAACUUUCAGAGUACCUCAGAGAGAGAUCCAAUAUAGAAGAAUCCAAUUCAAAGUUAUUGACUAAAUUAGCGAAACAAGCAAAUAACAACUGUGCACAGGGUACCUUCGCUCCCUUCUGGGGAGUUCUCAAAUGUUCCGCUGAGAUUUUGUCUAAUUUGCACCAAGAUAUGUUCCAAAAAGUCAGUGAGUUAGUAAAAGAUGUAGCACGUUAUGCAGAAGAAUUACACAAGAAACAUAAGGCUGUUAAAGACUCAGAGUCAAACACUUUAGAAGUAGUACUACUUAUACAGAACACCAAGCAAGCAUUACAAAAAGCUAAAGAUGUUUAUACAUCAAAAUCUGCCGAAUUAGAGAAGCUUCGUAAAGAUAAUGCUUCUGCUAAAGACAUUGAAAAGGCUGAAGUCAAAUUGAAAAAAAUACAUGAAGACUAUAGGCAACUAGCUGAGAAAUACAAUUUGGUAAAACAGGAUUUUGAAAAAAAAAUGACUCAAACAUGUAAACAUUUUCAGGAUGUAGAGGAAGCUCAUUUAAAACAGAUGAAACAGUUUGUGAAUGCAUAUGCAGAUAUUACUCAAAAUAAUCAUGAUCUUAUAGGUCAAGUUCAUAGGGACUUCAAGCAUCAAUGCUUAGAGCUUACUGUAGAAAAAUUGUUAGAACAAUUUCUGAUAGAAAAAUAUACAGCCAUAGAGAAAGCUAAUUUGGUUGAACUACCUCCUUCACUGCCUAAGCCUGGUUCUGCUAACAAUUCUAUAUCUGAAGCAGAUCAAAUAUCCACAGUUUCUAAUGGCUCACACAAACCAUCACAGCCUGCUAAAGCCUCUAAAAAAGAACCGUCUUUUACUACAAAGACAUCUAGGAGAACUACUUCCCUCCUUAAUUUAUUUACUCCAAAUUUUCAAAGUAAGGAUGAACCUAGUGGGAGUAUUGAGGGUGCGGCACCUUGUUCAGCACCAUCUAGCCCAAGCGGUACACCAGCUACUCCUGUUGCACCUGAUAAGGAUACCAACAUGGGUCGAACUAAUCUUCGUGAAUCCAAGUGGUUCCUUCGGAGCAGAAGAACCAAGACUAAAUUAAAAAAAUCUAAAAAGAAAAAAGAUGAGAUAUCAGAAAAUUCCAAUGCUGGUGAUAAGUCUGAUUUAGAAGAAAAAGAAGAAGAAGUCACUAAAGAUGAUCUGAUGAAUUCUCCAGAUGUUGAUGAGGAAGGGUAUUGCAUACGACCAAAAGAUGAGAAAGGCAGUGUUUAUUCUUCUUCCGAUUCUGAUUCUGAUGAAGAAAGGGACAAAAAAAUUCAUGUAGAGAUAAAGCCCAUAAGUAAUGGUGCUGGUCCAAUAUCAGCCAGUGUUGAUGAAUUGAGAGCAACAGUUGAAAAUAUUUCACUUUACAAAAUUGGCACUACUAGGCGCGGUUCGAAUGCCAAUACUAGCAAAGCAAGCAGUGACUUAUUAGAUCUUAAUUUCUUCCAAAGUCCAACCGCUAGCAAUCCCACCUCACCUCAUGGUAAUGUUUCGAAUCCUUAUGCGCCUUUACAAGCGAAUCAGUCUCAUCUGUUAGAAAGCCCCACUCCAGUGUCGUCAGCCGACGUCGGCGAUUUGUUCUCGGAAGUGGGCGAGAUGGGACAACCGACAAUAAGAACUUCUACACCUACCAUGUCCACAAUAUCACUCCCACGACCGCCUUCGAGACGUUCUGAGGGCGACUUUCGAACUGCUGGCUCUUCUGGAUCACGAGGUCCCUCCCCUCUUACUAUAGGCAUGGCAGAUACCAUACCUUUAGCUGUAGCAUUUCAUGAGAUUAUCCAUUCCUAUUUCCGUGGCACAGAGGAGUCCAAAUGUCAAGUUAAGAUGUCCGGAGAUAUGAUGUUAUCUUUCCCCACUGGCAUUGUAGGAGUCCUAGCCAAUAAUCCCAAUCCUGCAAAGCUCUGUUUCAGACUUAAGAACAUACAUAGGCUGGAUAAUGUGCUACCGAAUAAGCAAUUAAUAUCAAUUAACACAAUGAUGUCAACACGAGACUCUACCGUACUAGAGUUUAAUAUGCCCGCCCUGACGUCUCUAUUAAAGCGACAAUCAGAAAAGAAUCCGACUGCACAAUAUUUCAAUGUUGAUAUAUUGAAAUACCAAAUUCGUCCGAAAGGCGGUGCGGCAUCGUGUCCAUUCCAAUUGGUGGCUUAUUGGAAAUGUGAACGUGAUCACACGGAUUUGAAGGUCGAUUACAAAUAUAACCUGCACGCUAUGAGCCCUCCAUCGCCGCUGCUCAAUGUGUCAGUUUGCGUACCCAUGGGUGGAGCAGUCAAGAACGUUAUUGCGAUGCCGCAAAACACAUGGAACUCUGAUAACGAUCAUGCCCUCUGGAGGUUCACUGAGCUUUCGCAACACUCUGAGGACAGGGGAGUAGGCUCGUUACGGGCACGUUUCGAGCUGGCGCAGGGCCCCUCGAGUAAGAGCACCAUAUCUGCGCAAUUCAACUGCGAGGGCGCCACGCUCUCGGGCAUCGAGUUUGAGCUUAUCGGGAGUGGAUACCGCCUGUCUCUUGUUAAAAGACGCUUCGUUUCCGGUAAAUACAUUUGUGAUAGUGAGCUACACUGA